AGAGGAGAGAAUGCCUAUCCUGUGUGCAGUCUGAGUCUCUAUACUUAUAUUGGCGUCUCCAUUCUCUCGAAGGGCAGGAGCCGGAGGGCGCAUACAGAGGAUAAAAUCAGAGUGGUCAGGGAAAAUGUCGAAGAAACGAGGAGCUGCUUUGCUUCAGAAGGAUGCUCCGUGGAGAGCAUCAUCGGAAAAACCUAUUCCCAAAAUUCAUCAUUCUCCGAUUCUCCGUCUUUCCCAAACCCCUCAUACCGAUUAUGCCAUCUCCGUUAUGAAGCACCCCAAUCCCAUUGGAAGUGGGUUGGCCGAGGAAGCCAUAGUGGAAGCAGCGGGUCCAGACUGUAUCGUACCGGGGCAGAUAACGCCGCUCAAAUUACUUGGCGUCAAGGUCUGGCCUAUCAAUUUGGACAUGAAGAUUUUGGAACCAGUUGGACGGGAACUUAAGUUGCUUGGGAAGUUCAUGGAUGAUGCUGUCAAUCUUAUGAAUAAAUCAUUCAUAGAUCGCUAAUGUUGUGGUCCUAUUGAUAUAUUAUACGAGAAAAGAUGAAACAGGUGCAGUUUGAACGUCGAGAGAUUAGAAGCGUAGGCUAGAUGAGUCACUGUAGAUUUGCCUAUUUUUAUUUUAUUUUUUGUGUUACUUGAUGGUCCAUUAUCCAAGUCAUCUAAUCAAGAUGGUUUUGUUGGUUAGGGACAUGGUUUGUGAAACUUACCAGAGUACUCCAAAUGGAAUCUAUAUAUAGCUUUGUCUUCUUUGGUA
Prosopis cineraria is the source of this 751-nucleotide messenger RNA. RefSeq lists its product as uncharacterized. Gene Ontology annotation, cellular component: chloroplast envelope. NCBI's taxonomy places the organism in Eukaryota, Viridiplantae, Streptophyta, Magnoliopsida, Fabales, Fabaceae. The record is from RefSeq and is a predicted model, not a curated record. The transcript is spliced from 4 exons. Bases 125 to 502 code for a protein of 125 amino acids.